CAACGGCGUACGAACGUGUUCUAUAGAUAUCACCCAAUUUAUUUAAAUAUUAAACCAGUGCAUCUCAAAGUUUUUCCCUAAACACAAAUAAAUAAUACGAUGGAAACACGCAAGUGUGGCGCCUGUGGGGAUUUGCUGUCGGAAGGAGUAAGUUGCACAGCAUGUUCUCAAGUCUUGCACUUCCAUUGCGCUGGCAUAACAGAAGCAGGAUUCCGGAAACUAGGCGACCGUAAGCUGACCUGGCGGUGCCUCAAAUGCAAAUAGUCAUGUGCAGCUCAGCCACCUAGCUCCCCAAAAGUUGACACGGAAUCGCAGAUUGUUAAGGAAAUAAGAGCUCUUUCUAAGAAGCUGGCCCCACUGGAGUCUCUUAUGGACGAGGUGAAGUCUUUGCGUACUGAGAUGACUAAUUUAAAAACACUCGUGAGCGAAUCAAACAAGUCAAUACAAGACUUUAACGACUCGAUCAAAGGCAUGGAGCUACGCAUUUCCCGGAUUGAAAAUGCUCAGACACAAAUCAGUGUCCUUAAGUCGCAGGUCGAAAGAUUAGAAGAGGAAUCACAUUCUAAAGACCAAUGGGCUAGAAUGAAUAACAUUGAAAUUAAAGGAAUAGAACAAACCCAGAAUGAGAACCUAUUAGAAAUAUUAUCUCAGAUCGGUAAGAAAAUUCAAUAUCCCAUUGUAAAGACAAACAUCAAUUUCAUAACUCGCGUCCAAAUACGAGAUAAAGGUAAAAAUAAACCCAUAAUAGUCUGUUUUAAUAACAGAUACAUUAAAGAAGAUUUCAUCGCGGCCGCCAGAGUUGCUGCAAAAUCAAAUUCAUUCACAUCAAAUUAUUUUGGAUUACCUGGAAAUUACAGGAUAUUUGUCAACGAUCAUCUGACUAUGCGAAACAAGCUACUUCUAUCCAAAACGAAGAAGAUCGCGACCGAAAAACGAUAUCAAUAUGUCUGGGUAAAACACUCAAAAAUUCAUGUGAGAAAAAACGACACCUCGCCAAUGUUAAUAAUAAAAUCAGAAAACGACUUGCAAAAAAUAGUGUGAUUACUUUAAUCUGGAUGUUCAAAAAGUUUGGAAUGCAUUGCAUUCGUAGUGCUAAGUGCGUAUUCCAGUUAUCACUGUGUCAAUGUGUUGCGUUUAAGAGCGAAUAUCUAUAUUUUUCUUUCUACACACCCAAAGUAAGUUACACCAAAACCUACCAUAAUUGUAUAUUAAUAGGGUCUAAGUUCUAUUGUAGCUUAUUGUCGUUUGGUGCGUAUUAUAACUUGUUUCAUACUAUUGUUAUUUAUACUUUCCCUUUCAUAAGGUGCGCUCCGAUAAGACACACGAUGAAACACUGUGCUUCAACUCUGUACUCAAUGUUUGUAUCAUUUUUAAUAACUACCCACACCCAAUAUAAUGAUCUUAUUAGAUACAAUCUAUUGAAUUUAUAUUAUAUAUAUUUUAGGAAUCUCGAGCAGGCUAUAAUAUGCAACUAUUGUAAAUAUCUGUGUUAUUAUUUAGUAAUUAUGACAAUGCAAAAAAAUGCCAUCGCUUAAUAUUUAUUACCAGAACGUGCGUGGACUUCGUACAAAAACAAAUAAUUUCUUUCGGAAUGUCUGCCUAAACUCGUAUGAUGUGAUCGUGAUAACAGAGACUUGGCUAGUAGAUAGUAUAAAUAGCUGUGAAUUAUUUGACGGAAGAUAUUUGGUUUGGAGACGCGACCGCGAUUAUACCCGUACUUUACAAAAAUUAGGUGGUGGCGUAUUGAUAGCUGUAAGAAAGGACUUAGUAGCAAUGGAAAGGUAUGAUUGGCGUAGCAGUACAGAGGAUAUCUGGAUAACCAUUACUUUAAAAAAGCUAAGACCAUCGGUAACUUAUUAUAUACAUAUUUGCGGACUGUACCUUUGUAAGGAAAAUUCUGGUAGCUCAUUCAAUACACAACUCUUGAACUUUACUCACAAUUUAAAUAAUUUAAUGUCAUCAUAUCCUCUUGAUGUGUUCAUAAUAAUGGGGGACUUUAACUUUGGUAAUGAUGUAAAAUGGUGCAAAUCUCCUGAUGGUGCUGAAUUAGUACCUGAGGAAAUAUCUGAUUCAUCGCUUGUUGAAUUCUUCGAUUGCGUCAGUACGUAUAGUUUAUCUCAAUUUAACGGUAUACGUAACGUAAAUGGGAGGAUGCUAGACUUAGUCUUUUCUAACAGCACCUUAACAGUUGAAGAGAUUGACAAUGCUUUGGCAGUGCCGGUUGAUGUACAUCAUAAGACUUUACAUAUUCAGGCCAAUUUCAUCCAAUUUCAUACAUUACAUGAAAAUUCUACUAAAAAGUAUAUGUUUAAUAAAGGUGACUAUGAAUGUGUAAAUAAUGCCCUUAUUCAGGUGGAUUGGCAUGAUUAUUUGUGUUCGGUGGCGUUGGAUGAGGCAGUAACACGUUUUUAUGAAAAAUUGUAUGAAAUUAGGGAUAAAUUCAUUCCUGUCAAAUCUGUCAGACGGCAGUCAUACCCUCCGUGGUAUAAUACUGCCCUGAUUAAAAUUCUGGCUGAAAAACAUAAGUAUCACUCGAAAUACAAAAGGUAUGGCAACUUAUCUGAUUAUCAUUCUUUCUCUUUGCUGAAAAUGAGGGCAGAGGAGUUAGAACAAACCUGUUUUAAUAAUUAUAUUGACAUUAUCGAAGCAUCUAUUGUAUCAAAUCCAAGAAGUUUUUGGUCAUAUGUUAAAAGCAAAAAAUGUACAUUUGUUCUGCCAAAUAUAAUGCGGUAUGGCGAAACGGUAGCAGAAACGGGGCAGGAAAUAACCAAUUUAUUUGCAGAUUAUUUCCAUGCAACAUUUCAACAACCAGACUCUGAUCUUACAAGUACUCAAUUUUUAAAUGACCAUGAUGUAAAUAUUUCGAUUUCUUCGAUAGAAAUUUCCUCUGAUAGAGUUCUAAAGCUGCUUAAAUCCUUAGACAUUAAUAAAUCGGGCGGACCAGACUUAAUACCACCUAUUUUUAUAGUAAAAUGUGCAGAAAGUCUCCUACUACCGGUCUGUACCCUAUUUAAACGCUCCCUAUCAGAAGGUACAGUCCCAAACAUAUGGAAAUCGGCAUUUAUUACCCCAGUAUUCAAAAGUGGGGAUAAAGCUGAUGUAAGUAACUACCGUCCUAUAUCUAAAUUAUGCUUAUUCGCAAAAAUUUUAGAAAGGAUAGUCCAUACCGAAGUUUAUUCUGUACUAGCUUCUAAGUUGGGAGAUAGCCAACACGGUUUUUAAGGGGUCGCUCGACCACAUCCAACUUGAUACUUUUUAAUGAGCAGAUUUCUGAACACAUGGAUAAUCGCAUUCAGGUGGACGUAGUCUACACGGAUUUCACAAAGUGUUUUGAUCGUAUAGAUCACGUGGUACUUUUACGCAAGUUGAUGAUCGCCGGCAUACAUGGAGAUUUAUUGAGGUGGCUCAAAUCAUACGUUGAUAAUAGAACACUGGCAGUGGUAUCACAUGGCUUUACUUCUCGCUGGAAAUUUGUACCGUCAGGCGUACCACAGGGAUCAAUCUUAGGUCCAUUGCUAUUUACAAUAUUUAUCUCUGACAUAAAAUCUUGCUUCCUUAACUCUGAUGCAUUGUUAUAUGCAGAUGAUAUGAAAAUCAUGAAACCAAUACUCAAGGCUUCAGAUGAAAUUAAGUUACAAGAAGAUCUUGAUAGGUUUUCAGAUUAUUGCCGUUGUAACAAACUUCAACUUAACGUUUCCAAAUGUUUUCACAUUACAUUUUCUAGG
Molecule: messenger RNA, 3725 nt
Organism: Manduca sexta (tobacco hornworm)
Lineage: Eukaryota; Metazoa; Arthropoda; Insecta; Lepidoptera; Sphingidae
Exons: 1
Coding region: 1522-3222 (566 amino acids)
Molecular function (GO): catalytic activity
Source: RefSeq, a predicted model, not a curated record